AUUACCCUUUCACACUGUGGAAGCUUUGAUAAAACGAAUUAGGCUACUUGCAUAUAUGUUUUCAAAUCUAAUAGCUGCAGCCCUGCAUCAGUUUUCUCUCACAUUUGAAUUUUGAAUAUAUUAUAAAAAAUGCGCAGUUUGGAUUUUCAUUGAGCACCCACUGGUUCUUUUGUGAUGAAUGAUGAUACUUAGUCACUAAUUUCUGGCAUCUUUGACCAAGAUGAAUCUAACCCUUCAAGCAUAUAUUAUUGAACUGAAGUAGAGCUUCUUUAGACAUUGGUAUUAUUCAAUGUUGACGUGCAUAUGUUUUACAUUUUUGUGCUUAGAAGUAUCUUUCUGAAUGCUUUGACUAAAGCUAGUGAUAGGAUUAUUAUUUAGAAAGUUUGACCUUUCUCCGGCUUCUUCAAUCACUCGUUACGAGAGAUAGUGGUGUAGCAUUGAAGGUGCCAUGCUUAUAUAUCUGUGUUUGAUGUCUAAACAAUAGACCCUACUCCUCUAGCGGAGCACAUAUUCUUUUUUAAGGUAUGGAGUUCAUUAAUACUUCCUUUUUGUAUGGAUGCACUCACAAUUGCAUUAAUAUGUCCAUAAAUUAUAUUUAGCUUCGAAUCAUAUAAAUGUUUAGUUAAAGAUUUUUGCCUCUGCCCAGUUCAACUGAUGUUGGACUGGGCCUGUAUUCACCGAAUCCUUUUUGUGCAGAUUAUUAACCCUUGCAAAGAGUUGCAUGAAUAAUAUUUUUAGAAGAUCUGUUACUGGAAGGUGCAAUAUUAUAAUUGUUUACCGGGAUGUUAUACCGCUGACUUUUGUGAUGCCAAGUUAUGGUCAUGGAAGCAUUGGGCCUUUAGAUGCAAGACUGAAGUUUUUGUCUGAGCUGCUGGCGGAUAAGGCACCAUGUGCAUAUGCUGAGGAAUCUUUUAUGGGCAACUUCAAAACACGACGUAUACCUCAUGCAAAACUACUCGGUGAUGCAUUGGUCGCCCCUUCUCAAGAGGGGUAAAGAAGUUCUGAAUGUCGCCAAACCUAUCGUACCUUCGCUGAAAUAUCCCGGAUGUUUAGCACAGCCUCUUUCGAGGGUUCAGAUAAGUACUUUAACAGUGAAGGACAAUUUAAUGGUGGCCGGGGGUUUCCAAGGCGAGCUCAUCUGCAAGUAUCUAGACAAGCCCGGAGUUGCAUUCUCGACGAAAUUAUCCACCGAUGAAAAUGCAAUCACAAAUGCUGUGGACAUAUAUCGCAACCCUAGUGGUGCACUGAGGGUAAUGACAGCUAACAACGACGCCCAAGUCAGGGUUAUGGAUGCCGCAAAUUUCACUUGCCUAAAUCGAUUCGCCUAUCCGUGGUCUGUCAACAACACAUCGGUGAGCCCCGACGGAAAAAUGCUUGCUGUUCUCGGCGACAGUGCCGACUGUUUGAUGGCUGACGCCCAAUCAGGAAAGGCUAUAGGCAGCCUAAAGGGUCACUUGGACUACUCCUUCGCAUCCGCAUGGCAUCCCGACAGCCGAAUUCUCGCCACCGGGAAUCAGGACACGACAUGCAGAUUGUGGGACAUCAGAAAUCUUUCGGAGUCGGUGACCAUACUCAAAGGAAGGAUGGGCGCAAUCCGGGCCAUAAGGUUCACUUCGGACGGUCGAUUCUUGGCCAUGGCCGAACCGGCCGACUUCAUCCACAUCUUCAAUACCCAAUCCGAUUACGCCAAGGGGCAAGAAAUCGACCUGUUUGGGGAGAUCGCCGGAAUAUCGUUUAGCCCCGACACGGAGGCAUUGUUUGUCGGCGUCGCCGACAGGGUGUACGGCAGCUUGCUGGAGUUCAACCGGAGACGCCACGAGCACCGGUAUUUAGACUGCCUGUGUUAAAAAUCUGCAGUAAGUGAAAAAGUGCAAAUGGCUCUUCUGUUUCUGUGUAUAAUAUGUUUUCAUGGUUUUUUGUCUGUUAACUUAUAUGAAAUGGGAAGAUUUGACUUGUUUUGAUGAUAGUCCUUUCUUUCUCGUACUUACACUUUCUCUUCUCAUUUGUUUGUAUGUAUGUAUGUAAGAAUGAGGGAAAAUUUUGCAGCUUCGAGUUUUAAUUUAGUAGUUUGUAGAUCCGUGUGGUGUAGUCAUUUUAAUUAGCAGUUUGUAGAUCCCUGUGUUGAUGUAAAUUGAAAAUACAUUUUUCGAUUUUAAUAUAUAUAUAUAUAUUUUUAUGAUGUGAAAAA
This is a messenger RNA of Andrographis paniculata, 2188 nucleotides long. RefSeq lists its product as uncharacterized. Gene Ontology annotation, molecular function: protein binding. Lineage: Eukaryota; Viridiplantae; Streptophyta; Magnoliopsida; Lamiales; Acanthaceae. The transcript is spliced from 8 exons. The coding region runs from base 897 to 1847 and encodes 316 amino acids. The record is from RefSeq and is a predicted model, not a curated record.